Messenger RNA from Magnusiomyces paraingens, 1233 nucleotides. RefSeq lists its product as uncharacterized. The record is from RefSeq and is a predicted model, not a curated record. Lineage: Eukaryota; Fungi; Ascomycota; Dipodascomycetes; Dipodascales; Dipodascaceae. The transcript has 3 exons. The coding region runs from base 1 to 1233 and encodes 410 amino acids.
AUGUAUCAUGCCAUUAAAGAAUGGGGUGGAACUCCUUUUGGCUUUAUUGAUGAUGUGACUAUUACCGUUGAAGGUAAAAUUGAAGAAAAUACCAAAAGCUUAAGCAACAUAUUAGAAAAAUGUUGUAAUUGGGCUAAAUCAAGAAUGACCAAAAUUGAUUUGGGUGAUAAAUUGGGUUUUAUUCAUUUUACAAAAAAUGUGAAACCUAAAGAUGAAAAAGUGCAACUUUCUUUACGUAAUGGAGAACUUCGUGAACCCCAGAAGGAAGUUAAAUUGCUGGGAAUUACUUUGAACAAUCUGCUUGAUUUUAAAUCUCAUAUUUUGAAUAAAAUCAAUAAAGCAAGAAAAGCUGUUGGUGCUAUUUGGCAUCUUGGUGGGGUGCAAAAAGGUAUGCGGGGGUCUGCAGUUAGAUCACUGUAUAUUGCUUGCGUGAGACCAAUUGUUGAAUAUGGCUUAGAAAUUUGGCAUCAUAAAAUCUUGAAAGGAGAAAUCCACAAGUUCAAAACUAAUCCUAUUAAUGGUCAUUUGUUAACAUUGAUUGAGAAAUCUCCAAUUGCAAAGCUAACCACGCUUUACAUGUUGGUGAAAGAUGAUAGAGACUACAUGAUUAAAAAGGAUGAAAAACGAAAAUGCAAGAGGGUUGAACCUCUUACACUGAAACAACAACAGAAUCAGACGAUUGGAAUUUUGAAGAAACAAGCAAUGGAAGAAUGGCAAGAAAUGUAUUGGAACAGCAGUAAGGAUCUGUGGUAUCAUAAUAUCACAGUGGAGUCGAAAUGUACUGAUAAUCUUUCUAAAAUGGUUACGGGAGUGAUCAUGAAGAAAGAUAGUCGAAGGAUCUUGAGUAAUAUUACUCAGUUUCGCACAGGCCAUGGCAACUUUGGCGCAUGGUUUAAAAAGUUUGGAAUUGAAAAGGAUAGUUACAACUGCAAAUGUGGAGAGCUGGAAACAGUUCAUCACAUUUUAGUUGAGUGUCCUUUGCUUGAAGAGGAAAGAAAAGGACUGAAACGGAUAUCUCCAGAGAUGGACAUGUCGACUCUCUUAAACAGUUUAACUGGCUUACAAGAGAUUUCGAAGGAUCUGAACACUUCUGGAGCUAAUGAAGGUGCCUCAUCCUUCGAGUCAGCCAGCACUGGAGGAUCUGUUGCUCACUCAACAUCUGAGAACCUCACAAAGCACAGCGCUAACAUGUUCCCUACUUUCAAUCAUCUUCCUGUAGAAUUUCAAAUGUAA